AUUUUUUUUAAUAUAAAAUUAAUAGUAGUUGUGGGAGUUGAGCCGACUAGACUAUAGCUACAUCAAAACAUCGUAUAUAUAUAUAUAUAAUAUUGCACUCUAAUGAUUCAAUGGAGUAAGAAUCAUCAGGGCGUGUUUAUUCGGUAGGUCUAUGUAGCACGAUAACCAACAAUAAUCGACAACGGACGCUAGUUUUGAUAUUAACAAGUGUGGGCUGUCAUUGUGAUUCACAAUAAUUAUAAUUAUUAAUUAUUAAUCAGGAAGGCUUAUUAGAGGUGCUGCGAAAAAAGUAAAUAUAAGAUGUGUAAUCAAUGAAGUGGCAAAAUAAUAAUUGUUGAUAGAGAAAGUGCAUAAUUGUUAAUAAACAAGAUACAAUGGUGCGCUUAGCAUUAACAGUGGCAUACGUUCUGGCUUGUUUUAAGCUGGGCGUAGUCGGCCAGUUUGAAUGGCAACCGAUUGAUCAUUUUGACGAAAUCCAAGCUAGAGUAAAUCUAGUUAACAAGGAUAAUUGUCAAAUAAAACGGGAUAAUGAUUUAUAUUUGCCUCCUGAUUCAGUAUCUCACUUGCCUAACAUCAAGGAUAUCAAUAUCAACCCAGUAUUCCCCAAUAGAACUGGUCUAUUGUACAUCCACAACUUGGCGAUAAGUCGUGCUUACUUUUGGAGUUACAGUUUACAGUCGCGAUUUAUCAGGCCAGCUCUCAAUGACACCUACGAUCCAGGAAUGAUGUACUACUUCUUAUCAUCAGUCGCUGAUGUAUCUUCAAACCCUCAUGUCAAUGCUUCAGCGACUUACUUUGCACCCAAUAUGUCAUUUACUCCAAGUUAUCGAGGUUUCUUCAACAAAACAUUGCCAAGAUUUGCACCAAGAGUCAUAAGAGCUGAUGACUUUAAUGAUCCUGUUCACAUGGAGAGAAUAUCGACCAGAAAUACUUUUACAGCUGAUGAUCUUGGUGCUUUUGCACCAUCUAGUUUUAGUCUUGAUUACACUAACGCGCUCUAUCGAAUUAAUAAAUGGUAUUCAGCUUGGUUACCAGAUGUAAAUCCUCAGAAAAGACAUGACACUAAAACUACCUACCAAGUAGAAAUUAGAUAUGCUAACAAUACUAAUGAGACUUACUCAUUUCACGGUCCACCAGGUGCUGAUGAAAAUCCGGGUCCAGUAAAAUGGACAGAGCCUUACUUUGAUUGUGAUCGUUCAAACCGUUGGUUAGUAGCUGCAGUGGUACCCAUUGCAGAUAUUUACCCCCGUCAUACAGCUUUCCGGCACAUUGAAUAUCCAACAUACACCGCUGUCUCUGUAAUUGAAAUGGAGUAUGAAAGAAUAGAUAUCAAUCAAUGUCCUAAAAGUGAUGGUAAUAAUGGCCCAAAUCAUUUUGCUAACACUGCUAAGUGUAAAAACGAAACAACUGAAUGUGAACCGUUGCAUGGAUGGGGUAGUGGUAGAAGAGGAGCGUAUCAAUGUCGUUGUAGACCUGGGUAUCGACUACCUUCACAAGUUCGUAGACCAUAUUUAGGUGAAAUUAUUGAACGUGCUACUGAUGAACAAUAUCACAAUGGAUUUGAUUGCGUCCCUAUUGGAUACCGACAAGUACUACCGAUUGAAUGGCAUAAAGCGCCUAAAUAUUUGAGAGAUAUGUAUUUGGAAAAAUAUCCUGAGUAUAUAAACUCUACGGUUGGUCCUGAAUCAUUCCAAACACCAAAAAUAAAUAUACAUAACGUACUAACAUUCAUGAGAAGUGUUAAUGGACAUAAUUGUAAAUUGUACACCAAAGCAGAUUUGACACUUCAUGGAGAUGUUGGUUACGGCAGUACGGAAUUUUUUGAAAAUCAAGCAAGAAUGGCUACUCGACUGGCUAAUUUUAUCAGUGCUUUCCUCCAAUUGAAUAACCCCAAAGAGGUUUACUCAGGUAAACGAGUACCCGACAAAGAACUGACGGAAGAUCAGAUGAUGGGUGAAACCUUGGCUCUACUUCUCGGAGACACAAAAAUUUGGGCUGCUGGUACUUAUUGGAAUCGUAAUAAAUUUACGAAUAGAACCUUCUUUGCACCUUAUGCACACAAACCUCAACUAAAUACAAGAAAAUAUUACAUCGAAGACAUUGCUCGAUUAAACGCCACCGAUGAAGUCUACACCAACAAGCCUUGGUUCAAAUUUUUGCAACAACGAUGGGCGACCAACUUUGAUGAACUCGAAAAAUAUUAUUUGAAACUUCACAUCCGUUUUAACGAGACUGGCGAGUACCACAAGAAAUUUGAGCAGUACCCGACAUCUUACAGGGCGGCAAACCUGAAUCAUGGUCACUGGACAACUCCGUACUUUGAUUGUAACGGUAAGGUGAAUAAAUGGGUAAUUACCUAUGCAUCCCCAUUUUUUGGCUGGGACAGCUUGAGGCUAAAACUGGAAUUCAAGGGUGUCGUUGCUGUUACUAUGAACUUGAUGGAUAUGGACAUUAACCAGUGCGACGAUAAAUUCCAUGUUCCUAAUGCGUUCAAGGGCACCCACAAAUGCGACCGAAAAACAUCAUAUUGCGUGCCAAUAUUCGGAAGAGGUUUUGAUCUAGGUGGAUACAAAUGUGAAUGCAAACAGGGCUUCGAGUAUCCUUUAGAAGAUCCAACGACCUACAUAGAUGGUCAAAUUAUGGAAGCGGAAUUCCAAAAUAUCAUAGAAGAUAAAAAAACGAGAAUUGGCUUAUUCAAAUGUCGAUUGGCUGGUGCGAGCUCAGCACAAGCUAGCUACACACUCGUCAUUUUAAUGGCCACGUUUUUUAUUUUCCGUGUCGCUCAGAGAUAAAUGAUCAAUUUUAUUUAUAAAUUUUUUUUUUUAACGUACUAAGUGAGAAAUCGCAAAGCCGUCCUUAAUAAUUUUUUUAAUUUAUACAAGUCAAAUUUUAUUUUUUACGUGUAGUUUCAAGAAUCACGUACCAUUCACUGUCGAUUAAUGAAUUGUAGGAAUCUCAAUACUCGGGAUAAAAAUUAAUUAAAAGGGGUAGAACAAAGGGUAUGUAUAACAUAAAAAUUUUUUUCUUGGUUAAGAACUAGCUUCAGUUCAAAAAUACGUUUUUUUUUUUUUUUAAUAAUUUAUAACUAUUUAGUUUUAAUCUCAGCAUGAUUUUUAUAUAAAAAAUGAUAUAUGUAAUUUUUUAUACAUAUUAUAUAAUGAUCAAACGUGUUUUGUAUAUACUUUUACAAAUUUUAGGUAUUGAUAGUCUGUAAGAUUUUUUAUAACAAUUUACGUAGCGUUUAAAAAUCUAUUUUUAAUUAUUUUAAAUAUUUACAAUAAUUAGAAUCUCAAUAUUAAUGUUAAAUAUUAACAAACUGAUCCGUCCAUUUUAAAUCUAACAAAAUGCCUAUUUACACGAUUAUAUAUAAUCAAAUGUGCCUCGUGCAAACCAACAAAUUUUUAUAGAGAUGUGUCUUAAAACUGUACAAAUUGUGUUCAUAGACAUUUUUAAAAUUAUAGUAUUAAAAAAUAAAUAUUAAAAUAUUUUA
Molecule: messenger RNA, 3490 nt
Organism: Cotesia glomerata
Lineage: Eukaryota; Metazoa; Arthropoda; Insecta; Hymenoptera; Braconidae
Exons: 11
Coding region: 375-2792 (805 amino acids)
Molecular function (GO): calcium ion binding
Source: RefSeq, a predicted model, not a curated record